AUGCAUAUUUUUAAUAUAUAUAAUAUUUUAUUUGCUUGCCUUAUAGGCAUUGUAUUCUCAUCUGGUGUUGAUGAGGUUCAGUUAGAUCCUAUUAACAAUUACAAUUCAAGGAAUUUAAAGAAAUCCAAAUUGUUACCAAAGCAAAAGAGAUACAUUUUGGAUAUUUAUUCCUUUGGGAAUACAUGUGUAAUUGAUUAUGAAAAUAUAUGUGAAACUACAGACUAUAAUAUCCUUGUUAAAGAUGGAAUAAGUGGACAUAGUGUUAAGAUUAUGUUGGUUCAAAAGGAAAAAAGUGAUAUCAUAUCAGUACAUACUUUAAUGGGAAAAUUUAACGAACACAGAGAUGUAUAUUUCCGUUUUAUAAAUAUUCCCUCAUUACACUAUGAUAUUAUUGUAGAAGUUUCAGACUUAAUAUAUAAUCAAGAUUAUGAUAUUGGAAAAGGAUGUCAUUGCAUAUCGUGUACUGAUUUUACAAGAGAAAUAAGUUUGAAUAAUAUGGAAAAUAACAUUAUACAUAAAACAAGAAGUGACAAGAAAAAUAGAUUAACAUACCCUCAAAAAUCAUUUGUUAAUGGACAUAACUUAUUUAACAAAUUUUUAUUUUUCCAUUCUGAAAUAAAUUCUAGUACUAUUGAAAAUUAUCAAACAUUAUAUGAAAAUUAUCAUGAAUUGGUAUCUCCAUGUUCUGGAGUUAUUAUGACUCAUUCAGAGAAAUAUAACAUUCAUUAUGAUAUUACGUCAUCAAAUGUUCAUUGUUACCAUGUAUAUUUAGUAGACAAAUUUAUGAAUAAAUUAAAUAUGAACAAAAAGGUUAGUGAUGAGAAUAUAAAAUUUAAGAAUGCUAUAAUGAUCUCAUUCGGAAAAAAAGAUAGUGAUCAACUAAUAGAGAUUAUAAAUAAUCAAAAUAUAAACCUUCCCUUAAUGUAUGACAAUAGUUAUUAUAUACCUAGAGGUACUGUUCAAGGAAGUUUAGUAAAAAUCAAUACUAAUCGUAUUCUUUCAAAAGCCAAAUAUAUAUAUAAAAAUAAUAUGUACAAUAGAAUGGAAUAUGUGCACAUGUUCAGAAUUUUAUUUCAAUUAUAUGCACAAUAUAAUAAGAUAUCAAAUGAAAAAAUGUUAUAUUAUACUACUGGUUUGCAUUUACCAGAUCAUAGUACACAUGUAAAUCAACCAAAUAACGGCAUAUAUGCAUUAGAAUUGGCAGUCUUAUUAAAUUCAUUGAACUUUGAAUUUAAUGCAGAAACUAUUGGAUUAAACGAUAAUGUUGUGAUUAAAAAAGAGAAAGAUUUUAUUUCAGAGUAUGGUACAAAUGUAUACGCACAAAUAGUAAAUAAUCAAUUAAUAUUAAGAGAAUUAUCAUCAGAAAUAUGUUUAUUAAUAUUAGAAUCUAUAGCUCGUGAAUUUAGUAUGUAUAUAAAUAAUAAAUUAAAAAGUUCUUUAAAAAAUAAAUGUUACAUUAUGAGAAUUGGUAAUAGUUAUGCUAACUUAUCUACAAUGUAUUAUACAUAUGAAUUAGAUUGUAACAUGACUUUGUAUUAUCAAGAAUUUCAUUUAUCCGAUGAUAUUAUGAUUAAACGCCAUAUAACGAACAAAACUUUAUUUGAAGAUGUCAGUAUUGAACUUGUUUAUAAUGAAAUAUUUGCGUAUUCUGUAUAUGUGCAUGCACAUUUAGAUAGAAAAAAUGUCGAUACAUUAAAAAAGUUUGUAUCAAAAUAUGUAAAUAACAACAGUAUCAUAAGUAUUCUAGUAGUUGGACGUAAAAGUGAUAGAACAGAAACAUUUGUAGAUUUUGAAUUAAAAAAAAUAUCGUUUUCAAUUAAUUGUAUUGAGAAUUGUACAAACAUAGAACCAAUAGUAAUAGAAGAUAAUUACGAUUAUAUAGCUAUAAGUAAAAUAUGUAUAGAGAAUAAUAAUGGAUUAUCUACUAUAUGUUUUCCUGAGUAUACAUUUUCAUAUAUAUUUGAUACUAGAUUAUUGAGAGUACAUACGUUAAGUAUCAAUCCAUAUCCUGAAGUAGUAUUAACUGUUGAAACUCAUACUGAAAUAACUGAAUCGUAUUAUUGUGUUUUGAUACCUCAUAUACCUAUAAUACCAAAUACAUUUUUCCCCAUUAAUUAUAAUGAUAAGGUAUGUAAAGAAUACAUAAAUCGUUGUCACCUUAUAACAUCUAAAGUGUUGAUUAAUAAUGCGAAAGUACCAAAUGCUAUAAAGGAUUUACAUGGUAAUUUAAAAUUAUCCUUCUUAACCAAUUUUAACGAAAGACAUGAAGAAAUGUUACAAGUAGUAUAUACAUCAAAUUUUAGUUCUGAUAAGGAGGAACAUAUAUUAACUCAUUAUAGUAACAGUUUGUACACAAAUAUGCAUAAUAAUAUGAUGCAUUCUAGUCGCGAGAAAGUAAUGUUUAAUUCUUCUGUGAAUAAGGAAUCGUACGAUUUGCAUUCAAAUGAUGAUGAUAAUUUUUAUGAUUAUGAAUCAUUAUUAGAAUUAAAAGAAUUUAAUAUAAAAAUAUAUAAUGAGUUAAUAUAUAACAAUGAAUUAAUCAUACAUAUACAAACAUCCAAGAAUGAUGAUAUAUCAUUAUAUCCUUUUGGUCAAAUUAAUGUAAAUUAUAAUAAGAUAAAGAAGAAUGUCUAUAUGAAAUUUAUGAAUGAUUACAUAUACUUUUAUGAUGAGAAAGAGGAGGGAUAUAAUGAAAGUAUGUCUAUUAUACCAUCAGCACGAUCUAUGCCUUCGAGUCAUAAUCCAUUUGUGAAUGUAUCUCCUUAUACUUAUGAAUGUUUAGGUGCAUAUGCAUAUUUAAUGAACAAGUUCAAUAUAUUAGUGAAUGGCUCCUUAAAUUGUGAGGCAAUAAAUAUGAUAAUAGAAGUGUUAUUGAAGGGUAAAAUGGGUAAAUAUUUCAUAGGAAAUAAUAAGAAUAAGAUAUAUUUAAAUUUUUAUAAACGUGAUAAAGGUUCAUUAGAUGUUUUUGAUUUAGUUGAAAUGGGGAUAUAUGAAUCUCAUGGAAUUCCAUUAAAGCCAACUAAGGUAUACAAAUUGAAUGUUAGUAUUGAUGAAUAUAAUCAGAAUUUGCUUUAUGCUCAUAAAAAUUUGAAAUAUCCUAAUAAAUAUUAUUCUAACGUUUACAUUUUGAUGUUCAAGGUAGCCUAUUUGUUUAAUAAUUACGACUUUUAUACAUUCUUUUAUGAUUUAACUGGAAUACGUUUAAUAGAUUCUAAUGUUAUCAGUAAUAUAGGUCAAUUACCAAAACAAGAUAGAGAAAAUAUAGGAAGUGUGCACGAAUUAUUAAAAGGCAAAUUUGGUAUAUCUAUUGAUAGGCACACGACCUCUUUUGAAGAAUUAUUAAACGAGAUAUCAUUAUUGGCAGCAUAUAUAGUAGAAUUAACAUCGUCAUAUAAAUUGAGUGCGACAGCUUUAAAUAAUAAUUCAAGUACAAUUUCUACAAAUAAAAAUUAUAAUUAUGUAACUCCUUUUGCUGAGAUAAAAUAUUUCGUAUAUAUAGAUGAGUUCAAAUAUAAGAAUGAAAAAUAUGAUAUCAACGAAAUGAUGUAUCACAUGUCACAAUGGGAUGUAUUGUUGAUAAAAAAGAAAAUUCUUUGUUGUUCUAAUUUUGUGGAUGAAGUAGAAAAUUCCCUUAAAUAUUUUAUUUUAUAUAAAUACAUAAGUAAUGACAAUAAAAUAUUUAUACCUUCAGAUAAUAGAAACAUGAUAACUAAGGCAAAUAACAUAAUACAGAAAAUGUUAGAAAGACCUAUUGAAUCUAUUGAUGUAUGUGAAUAUGGAGAAGAUGAAAUAUUAUUUACAAUACAAUUAAUAAUGUCAAAAUCUGGAUAUGUGUCAAAACUGAUACCAAAUGAACCUGCACAUGUGGAAUGUAUAAAUUUGGAUAUGAUUGAUUAUAAUGAAAAUGUUAUAAAUAAUUUUUAUACUGCUGCUGAUAGUAAUGGAAUAUUAGUAACUAUAACUAUGAAUAAAACAUUAUUGGAUAAUAUUAUAAAGAUACAAGAACAUACUACUAAUAAUAUGGAUUAUAUGGUAUACUUUUUAUACAGAAAUUUAUCAUACCCUUUUAUUGGAAAAUCCAAUAAAAAGGAAACUUUAGAAAUGAAAAGAUUUUUAUUGGUACAUGGUGGUGAACCUGUAAAUGAUAAAAAGUCAGAUAUAAUAUUUAAUACAUAUUUAGAUAUACUAAAUAAUGAUUCUAUUUUCAUGUUAGAGAAAAUAAUUUUUGUAUCUAAAAAUGGAGAUAAAAUAGUUAAAGAAUUGAAUGUAGAAUAUCAAACAUUUUUUGUUCAUCCAUUUAAUUUAUUAUUAUUAUUAAUAGAUAAUAAGCACCCAAACAAUGAAAGAAUUAGAACUUUUGAAACAUAUUAUAAUCAAACGCUUACAUGUAAUCAUUAUAAUAAUGGUUUACAAGUGUGUGAUAAUUAUCCUGAAUUUUCUUAUAAUGUGCAUUAUUCCCCAUUUUAUGUAUCUUAUUUAGAGAAUAAUCAAAGAAAGGACAUUUUAUUUACAAAAAGUGAAGUACUUCCUCAUGUGGUAAAUAAUUAUGCAAGUACUAUAUCUAAUAGAUAUAAUAUAAAAUUAGGAGGAAAAAUUAUGCAUCCAGAUAUAUAUAACACAGUCCAAACGAUAAUUCACGAGGUGGCAACUUCUGUUGGAACAUAUAAUUUAAAUACUUGUGGCACAUUAUAUUUGAAUAAUAAUCGAUUACAUUUGAUGAAUGAUAAAAAUUCGUUAAUUUCAAACAUAUGGUAUGAUAAUUAUAAUUGUAUAAAUAGAGGUGCGAUAUUUAGAGAAAUCAUAGAAAUAUGUCAUUUUGAAAAAGAGGAUUUGGCUAAUCUGUUUGGUGACUUACAAAGUAAUAUAUUACCCUAUACGUUGAACAAGAAAUUUUUUGAUAUAUUGACAAGAGAAGAAUUGAAGAUUUUAAUUUAUUAUUUUGUAUCUAUACCACCUCAAGUUAUAUCUUCCAUAAAAGAAUCAUCUAUCUAUUUAGAAAUAAGUGAAUUAAAAGAUGUAAAUAAAAAUAAUAGUAUGAUUAUCAUAAAAGACAAUAUACUAUAUAUCAAUAGGGAAAUGUUACAUAAUGUGGAAAAUAUCAAAGAAUCUUUUGUGUUAUUUAAUACCAAUUUAUAUUUGAAUAUAAUAAAAUAUGUACCUACAUCAAAUGAUGAAUUGUUAAUAAAAGAAUUAUGGGAUGUACAACAUUAUAUGGAAGAUUAUAUUUAUAAUAAUGAUGGAUGUAACAAUUCUUUUUUUACACACAGAGGUUAUUUAGAAUUGCCACAUAAUAUUUUAACAUAUCAUUAUCCAAGUUUUACUUAUAUAGAUAGGGAAGAGAUUUAUAUUAAGAAAAAACCAGAUUCACAUUUUUCUUUUAAUAAUGUAUUUUUAUAUGAAGGUCAAAAUUAUAUGAAGGAGAAAUACUUGAGUGCCAUUCUUGUUUUGUCCCCAUAUAAAUUUUCAUCAGUGGAAGAAGUUUCUUAUAUACGUAUAAUAGGUAAUUCCUUAGAUAAUAAAAAUCAGUUACUAUUAAAUUGUUAUCCUCGUAAAAAUUAUGAUAAUUCUUUUGUAAAAGAUUUUAAUUUGGAGCCUAAUUCCGUUUAUUUCGUUUGUAACAAUGUGUUAGUAAAAUAUUUGAAAAAUGGUUUAUAUGAAUUUAAUAAUUAUUUCAUUCAAUAUGAAAAGGAUGGAGAAAUAACUCGUCAAAUCCUUGAGCCUAUGCCAGUAAGGCCAGUAUAUGAAGUAAAAAAUAAUAACAUUUUAUUACCGGUUGAUGAGGAAAAGAUAUCCAUAAUUAUAAAGAACAUAAAUAAGGGAGGUAAUAAAAACGAUAGUGUAGUUAAAUAUUUAAUAUAUGUAUGUUCAGAUUCAAUUAUAUUACAUGAAAACCCUUAUAUGGUCGUCAAACCGAUAUUUACUUUAAAAUCAUAUUUGUAUAAUAUAAGCACACAUAUAAUUGAUGAUUAUAUGUCUUAUAAAUAUCCAAGAAAAUUAAAGCAUUUGGAGUAUAUCAACAUCCCAUUUAUUCGAAGUAUAUUUAAAAGCAAUACAAUCGAUUUGUCAUUAGUACAUCAUAACAGGGUGGAAGAAGACCAUAAGGUGUGUACUGUGUAUGGUUUAGAAAUUUCUAAGAGUUAUGAGUUAAUAAGGGUGAUAAUACGGGAUAUAUUUAAUAAUGAAUUCGUGGUAAGUUUGGUUGAUGAACAAAUUUCAGUAGAUAAAAAUAAUAAUAAGGAUGAUGCUUUGCCUGAAAAGGAGAAAGAACCUGAAAUUGUUGAAAAACCAAUAACUGAUGAUAAAAAAGAGAGAUGGAAUCCAUUUUUAUUCAUCAUAGAAUGUGCUGACCCAAGUAAAGAAAAUGCACCAAAAGAAGAAUUGUAUUUUGUUGUAUAUACAAAAUGUAUUAUUCAUGAAGGACAAAUGUCUUUAAGAGUUACAGGAACAGAAUAUAUGAUAGACCGAAAUGUAGAUGUAUUGUUAACUCGUAAUAUCUUUGAUGUCAUAUACAAAAAUAUUCUUAAGAAGGCAACAUUAUUAAAUGGAGAUUAUUAUGUGCAUAUUUUAGGGAAUAUAGACAUAAUCGAUAAUAUUCGCUCUAUAAACGCUGAAACGAAUAUGCAUGUAGUGCGUGUAGAUAACAAUGGAAUGGACUAUAACGAAAAUAAGAAAAUGAUUAUAAGAACGGAUGCAAGAAAAAGAGAUUUUCCUAUUGAUUUGUAUAAUAAAAAAAAAAUAAGUAGAAAUACACAUAAUCCUGCUAUCCCAAAAGUUUUAUCAAGAAUUGAUAGGAAUGAAAAUAUACAAAAAAUUGAACAAAAAGUUGUUGUUCCAAAAAUUAGUUAUGUUAGAAAAGUGGACUGUUUAGUUAAUAUCAGUGAACUGCCUGAGAGUAGAAGCACAUCGGGUGAAUUAUUUAGAAAUUCCUACAUUUUAUUAACUGGUAAUUUAAGUUCUAGCACAUGUAAUGUACAAGUUAUUGAUGGGAAAUUUUUUGGAACGUGUGUCGAAGGGGAAUGUAUAUUAGAAGAAUCUUUUCUUAAGCGCAUGCUUGAAGACAGUACUCAUUUGAUUCACAAGGGUACACUGAAAGAUGGUAUAUAUGAAUUGAAAAUUGAAAAACGUGUACAUUUAGAUAAAGAAAUUGCAUUAUAUGAUAAUAUCAUCGGAAAUGGUUUAACAGACAUUAUUGCAUCAUCAGGUGGUAGUUUAACACCUUCAAAUUCGUUGUUACCACCUACGUCUUAUGUAUGUAUUAUUGAAAAGAUAACUGCUGGUGAUAAAACUGAUUUGUCACAAUUUAAAAAAAUUAUAGAAUUUGAAAGUGUUAAUAAAAUAAAAAAUGGAAGGUAUAAGAUAAAUAUGGUAAAUGGAGGAGAGUAUAUCAUUCAACCUAUAAGGGAUAGUGUAGCACACGAAAAUGAUGAAAUACUUAAAAACUGUAUAAGCAAAGCAUGGAGUACACCUAAGAAAGAGCAUACCGGAGGAAUAAUGUAUUACAUAAAAAUUAUAGAUACCAAAAAAUAUAAUGAAAAAGAAAAAAGAAAAGACAAUAUAUUAUAUGAUAAAGCGGAUAAAGAUGAAAGAGGAUAUUAUCUUUUAGUAACUAAAUCAAUGCAAGGAAAUAUACCAAAUCCUAUUGAUAAUAAGAUAAUACAUUUUGUGUCUAAGAAAAAUCUUUCUAAUUCGACAUAUUCUAUAAUAAUAAUAGAUGGUAAGGUAUAUAAACCGCUUGUUGGAAGUUCUUUUUCUUCAGAUUAUAGUAUUGAUUUAUUUAAAAAGGAGGAAGAAAAGUUUUUUUCAGAUUUAAUGAAAUUAUUAUAUGCUAAGCCCCAAAACGGUUUAUAUUACCUUCAAAUUUCUAAAGAGAAAAUAAACGAUAUGAAUCAUUAUGGUAUACAUGAUAUAAUAACUAUUCGAGAUAAUUCUUUUUUUUUUGAAGAGUUAGAUAAAGAGAAUGCACAAAACAACAUAGGAUAUCAUAUACUAAUAACAAAUACGCAUUUAGAAAAUGUAGGCACGAAUAAAGUGGAUGAAAUAUUUAUAGUGCAUAAUUAUUUUAUGAAACCAGGAUUAUAUUAUAUAACGGUGAAGGAUGGAAAAUAUAUUUUGGACGAUUUUAGUAGUGAUGAUAAAACUGAUAUAAAAGAAAAUGACAUAGAGGAUAUUAUAAAAUUGAGUGGCAAAAAAUUAUCGGAUGAUAUAUAUGAAAUAGUUAUUGAACGUGUGUACGCAAUAUUGGAAGGAAAAAAUAUAUAUUAUAAGAAAAUGGAAGAAAAAGAAGAAAACAUAAAAAAUGUAACAGCACCAGCACCACGUGUUGUUGAGCCAAAAAAACAGAAAACAUUUUUCAGAUCUUACGUGUACUUAUUGGAUAAUGGAAAAGGCGAAUCAUGUUCAUUCAAAAAAAUAAUAGAAGGAAGGUUAGAUAACAUAAAAAAUGGAAGAUAUAGUGUACAAGUCUUGAAUGGUUUUUAUUAUCCAUCUAUUAUAAGUGGACCACAAAUCAUAAAUGAUUAUAUCAAAACGAUAAUAGAUAAUGCAUGGUUCUUGGACGAUAAUAAAGAAAUACGAUAUUAUGUAGAUGUCCAUACGUAUCCAGAAAUAACAGAUAUAAGUACUGCUGAUCAGAUAAUAGGGGAAGAAUACUAUUAUAUCGUUUUGAAAUAUUUAGAUGGAGAACAAGAUGAAAGUUUUGAAAAAUCUCAGAAAAUCAAGAUAGUUGCUCAUAAUUUAGAAGUAGGAGAAUAUGAAAUUGAAGUAAUAGAUGAUAAUAAUUUCAUUGGAAAGGAUCUAUAUGGAAAUGAAAUGGAACCAAUGUUGGUGAAAAAUAUUAUUUUAUUAUCUUAUAGAAAAGUUAAAAAAGGAAAAUAUCACAUUACAAUUAUGAAACAUAUAGUAAAAAUAAAAGUCAAAAAUGAUAAUCAUUAUAAUAUAAAUAAUAUGAAUUGGUUACGAACUUUGGUAACAAAAGAUAACAACAGUAGUAACAACAUAAUCUUAUUACCCUAUGAACAACAAACAUUACCUUUGAAUACAAUAAAUUAUCCACCUAUCAACGAAAAUAGUAGUAUAAUAUCUGAAUAUCGUGCAAAGAAAUCUUCAAAUCGAAGUGUAGAAAUGACUCACUGUUCUUCUACGAACAAAUACAAUUGUAGAAAUUUAUUAAGAAGUAGAAGGAGAUUAGUUUAA
Messenger RNA from Plasmodium reichenowi, 9192 nucleotides. RefSeq names its product oocyst capsule protein, putative. Lineage: Eukaryota; Apicomplexa; Aconoidasida; Haemosporida; Plasmodiidae. The transcript has a single exon. The record is from RefSeq and is a predicted model, not a curated record. The coding region runs from base 1 to 9192 and encodes 3063 amino acids.